AUGGAGAGAAAGUCCGGCUUCUUCUCAGCUCUCAAAGAGGAAGUAGUGAGAGGCCUCUCUCCGGGUCGGUCCAGGAGGGGGAGGAGCCCGUCUCCGUCGGGUUCUGGCCUUCUCAGGCGGAGGAGAGGUAGCAGUUUAGGCCCUCCUGAAAUCUUGAUUUCAAGAUCCGGUAGUUUGAGGCCAGCAGUUGAGACGCUUUCGCCUUUGAGGGAGGGUCCGGAUCCGAACGGGUCGGAAAGUACUGACCCGAGAAACGAAAAGUGGGGCCACUGGUUGUGUCGGGCUCCCUCCGUCUCUACUUCUGGGCCGAGUUUUUCGAGGUCGGAUCUGAGACUGCUGCUCGGCGUCUUGGGUGCGCCGCUCGCCCCCGUGCACGUUAGCAACAACGACCCCUUACCCCAUCUCAGCAUUAAAGACACUCCCAUUGAAACGUCGUCUGCCCAGUACAUAUUGCAGCAGUACCUAGCAGCAUCUGGGGGGCAGAAGCUUCAGAACUCGAUUCACAAUGCUUAUGCCAUGGGGAAGGUGAAAAUGAUGGCAUCUGAUAUAGAGACAGCAACAAAGGUUAUAAAGAGCAGAAAUUCGUCCAAAGCAUCAGAGUCGGGUGGAUUUGUUCUCUGGCAAAUGAAUCCUGACAUGUGGUAUGUUGAGCUUGCACUUGGAGGCAGCAAAGUUCAUGCUGGUUGUAAUGGAAAACUUGUGUGGAGGCAUACUCCCUGGCUUGGUGCUCAUGCAGCCAAAGGGCCAGUUAGGCCUUUACGUCGUGCCCUUCAGGGUCUUGAUCCAAGGACAACGGCCAACAUGUUUGCCAAUGCAAGAUGUACUGGCGAGAAGAAAAUUAAUGGAGAGGAUUGCUUCAUUCUCAAACUUUGUGCUGAUCCUCAUACAUUAAAAGCAAGGAGCGAAGGACCUGCAGAGAUCAUAAGGCAUGUCUUAUUUGGUUAUUUUAGCCAGAAAACAGGGCUUCUUGUGCAUUUGGAAGACUCCCAUUUGACUCGCAUCCAGAGCAAUGGAGGUGAUGCUGUAUACUGGGAGACAACAAUCAAUUCAUUUCUUGAAGAUUACAGACCUGUUGAGGGGAUCAUGAUUGCUCACUCGGGCCGAUCAGUGGUUACCCUUUUCAGGUUUGGUGAGACAGCCAUGAGCCACACCAAAACCCGGAUGGAAGAAGCAUGGAGCAUUGAGGAAGUUGCAUUCAAUGUUCCCGGUUUAUCCAUGGACUGUUUUAUUCCUCCGGCUGAACUGAGAUAUGGCUCUAUUAGUGAAGCUAGUGAGCUUCCUCAGGGAGAGAGGGUAAAGACUGCUGUAUCAGUCGCUGCUUCAGCCGCUUACCGAGCUAAGGUUGCUGCAUUGGGCAAAUCACAGGAUGGAAAUGUGAACAACAUCAUACUGAAGAUGAAUAUUUGA
Molecule: messenger RNA, 1407 nt
Organism: Fraxinus pennsylvanica
Lineage: Eukaryota; Viridiplantae; Streptophyta; Magnoliopsida; Lamiales; Oleaceae
Source: the annotation of a GenBank genome assembly